AUGUCACACAACUGCGAAGAAGAACAUCAUCACGGAGGCCAUGGAGGCCAUGGACACGGUCAUGAUGAUCAUUCACACGUUGCUCCUAUUCCUACAAAUGAAUCACAAUCUCUAAGACAAUAUAUCGAUACUUCAAAAAUCACAGGUUUAAACUUAUCAAACCCAAAUAAUGAACUUCAUCAAGUUUUCAAAGAUCAAGAACAAAAAUAUGAUGUUUCCAAAUAUAUUGAAUCAGAUGCAGAUGCUCAACUUAUUUUAAACAUCCCAUUUACUGGAUAUGUCAAAAUUUUUUCAAUAAUUUUAAGAACAAGUGGUGAUUCAUCAAAUUGUCCUAAACAGAUCAAGAUAUUCAAAAAUAAAGAUAAUUUAGAUUUUGAUAAUGCUAAUGACUCAAAACCAACAUACAAAAUAGAACAACCAUUAAUAGGACAUCAUGAUAAUGACACUAAUACCUCAAAUAAUGAUGAAUUUAUUGAACAUUAUUUACCAAGAAAUUCAUUCCAAUCAACAACACAACUUUCUUUAUUUAUUGAAAAUAAUUGGGAUGAUGACGAGGACGAAUUAACUAAAGUUUAUUAUAUCGAGAUCAGAGGUCAAUUUACUUCUCCAUUGUCUAAAGAUCCUAUAAUUACAUUAUAUGAAUCUGCUGCAAAUCCAGCAGAUCAUAAAAAUUUAUUAGCUAAUGAAGUUGGAAAUCAUGCUUCAUUUCAAUAA
Messenger RNA from Hansenula ciferrii, 714 nucleotides. RefSeq names its product PITH domain-containing protein. Gene Ontology annotation, cellular component: nucleus. The transcript has a single exon. NCBI's taxonomy places the organism in Eukaryota, Fungi, Ascomycota, Saccharomycetes, Phaffomycetales, Wickerhamomycetaceae. Bases 1 to 714 code for a protein of 237 amino acids. The record is from RefSeq and is a predicted model, not a curated record.